This is a messenger RNA of Cucurbita maxima (winter squash), 117 nucleotides long. RefSeq lists its product as uncharacterized. The annotation marks the transcript as partial. Lineage: Eukaryota; Viridiplantae; Streptophyta; Magnoliopsida; Cucurbitales; Cucurbitaceae. The record is from RefSeq and is a predicted model, not a curated record. The transcript has a single exon.
GUAGGGCUUUACCCAAAAGGGAGCCCUUCCAGAAAUUCUCGAAGGCCUAAGCCAAGCCCAGGCCUAAGAGGGGGUUUGGAAAUAGUUUUCAACCAGCAAUUGACGCGCCUCGGUUAG